This is a messenger RNA of Sclerotinia borealis F-4128, 1419 nucleotides long. NCBI's taxonomy places the organism in Eukaryota, Fungi, Ascomycota, Leotiomycetes, Helotiales, Sclerotiniaceae. The record is from the annotation of a GenBank genome assembly.
AUGGCGAUCUUCGCCCGUUUCUACGAUUUAAAACCCCUGCUAGACUACACUCGUUCCAUCCCCAUUCAUCCUCGUGCAGCUGGAAACUAUGCAGAUGUGAGGCUCAAGGACCAGGAUGAACUUUACCACUAUAGGGCACGUGCUAAUAUGUCCACAUUUGCAUACUUCUGGCGUUCUUCUAAAUCUGUUGCUUCUGGACCUAUGUCUUCUUCUGGAUCUACUUCUUUUGGAUUUACUUCUUCUGAACCUACUUCUCCAGGAUCGACUUCUUCUACAUCCACUCUAGUUACUUCCAGUUCUUCAGGUUCGAGUUCCACACUAACAACUUCUACGUCGGCAACUUCCUCAUCGCCAACCUCGACGGAAUCCAAGACCACUAGCUCCAGUAUCUAUCCAACCUUGGGGAACUCUACCCCGACUGCAAUACCAUCUACUCAUCAUGGUUCUACAGUAUCUGGGGGGGUUGCUGCCGGUAUCGCAAUAGGUACUUUCAUUAUUGGUGCACUUCUUGCCCUCGGUGGCUUUUGGUUUUUUUCAAGGCAAAGAAAGCGAUCGAGAAGACCCAGGGAAACCACUUCUAGCAAUGACUAUAGCAAAAGAACCUUUUCUGCAGGUAAUGGCAUUGCAGCCUCUAAAGAAAUCGACACACCAAUGCAAGACUAUCCAAUUGUCGAACGAGCGGACGAUAGUCAAUUACGAAACCAAAUGCAAAAUCUUGGAGAACUGAUAUAUCAACAUGUCGAGAAUCACACUGCCAUAGGCCCAUACACUGGAACAUCUCAUGAUUUCACGGCGGGAUUAACGAAGUGUGGAUAUUCGGAACGGACCGAGCCUACUGCGUCUACCCUUGGAUCUUUACUUGCAAAUUCGAAGGAACGACGAACGGGGAUAAAAAGUCUGAUAGCAUGGGUUAUCCUGAGGGGGGUAGAUCUCAAAAGUAGUUCUGAAUAUUCGUUGUUGCCCGAUGAGAUCACUGGCUUCUACCGUGCAGUGUUCAAGGGCGAUAAGCGAUUGCAUGAGCAAGAUGCACUCAGCAAAUCAUUAUCUCAAUGGCGACAAUUAUCCGCACACCUCCUCUCUUCUACGCAUUCCAAACAGGGUCCCCCCAAGGAUUCCUCGAUAACGAAGGUUGUCAACCUCUUGAAUUCCAUCUUACAGCCAUUCAUCAAACCCGAUAGUAAUAACUCGCAAUCACAAUCCGAUAAUCUCGCCUCAAUCAUUUGUGAAGGAAAGGAAUUCGGAAUGCUAUUGUUGGAACAACCGGGGGCCUGGAUGUUCGGAUGGGAGACAACUUCAAAAAUGGGAUCAAGGGCUGAGAAUCAGAUCGUGGUGUUUCCUAGUCUGGAAGAGGUUAUACAAAGGAGUGGAAAGGAACGCAGGAGGGUGGUUUGCGAGCAGGAUAGGGAGGGGGUGGUGUAG